AGGAGUGGGACCAAUCCUGUGGGCUGCACCCAGACCUGCAGGUAGGGGGUGUUGCUGCCCCUCCUGCAAAGACAGACCCUGUAGCCCAGGAAAAGGCCGAAAAGGAAGUCAAGUUCCUUCCCUCUUAUUUAAUUCUGCUGAGACACCAAACUUGUGGGUUUGUGGUUGCAAAACAACUCCCUAUUUCAUAAGGCUGAGAAGAAGCCAUUUCACCAUCAAGUGACCUGAUCUAAGAAAGAGAAACAAAAAGUCCGGAUAGCCUUGCCCCCAAGGUCUGCCAGAUCCUAAGUUGUCACAGGGGCCCAGCCCUGGGCAUGUGACUGGACAUUGUGGUUCCAGUUCAACCAUCCCAGCCCUGCAGUCGUGCUGCAGAAACCCAAGCCGUGGGACAGAAGGCAGCUUGUGACAACGAGUUUGUAUCAGGGGCCACAAGAAGCCACGCAGCUGCUCGGUGCCUCUGGCCAACGCUUUGCUCUGAAGAAGCCCUGCCUGAGCCGAAUACAGAGGGAGGCAAGAGGGACGUGAUGCUGCCUGUGACCCGUGUGCUGGCCUUGGGCGCUUGGCUGGUGUCACAGGGCGAGGCUACACCGAGUGCCCCCACAAUCUCCAUCUUCCUGAAGCCACCUGGGGUGAUCCCACCUGGAGGCUCCACCACCAUCUGCUGCAUUUGCCAGUGCAGCUAUGGGACCUUUGUGCUGUACAAGGGCAGCCGCCAGCUCCACACCCUGCAGCAGAGUGGCAGCAGGGCUGAGUUCUCCAUCUCUAAUGCCACCUACAAGGACAGAGGUAGCUACAACUGCCAUUACCUGGAGGGAGACACUGUGCUGGCUCGAAGUACUGAACUGGAAGUCCUUGUGGAAGAACUCCGUCUGCCCAGACCCGACCUCUCUGUCCUGCCUGGGCACGAGGUGACUGCGGGAGCUGACGUGAUGUUCCGCUGCACGCCCACACACCCCAUCACCGGCUGUUUCCUGUACCUGGAGGGCCAGAUCCGAGCCCAGCUGCUCCCCAGGGAACGAGGUGACUACAACCUCUCCCUGGUGCAGAAAGGUGACAGCGGCCGCUACAGCUGCCAGUGCUACACCUUCAACGCUUCGAGAGAAUGGUCUGCUGUCAGCAACACCCUGGACUUUGUGGUGAGAGAUUACACGCUGUGCAACACCGUGCGCCUGGCGCUGGCGGCCGGGCUGCUGCUGCUGCUGGGGCUCAUCGCGGCUGAGGCGGCGCGGAGCCGCUGCUGCGGGGGCUGCGGGAGCCGCCCGCUCCGCCGCUUAUUGCCCUGCAGCGACCUGCGCUGGGAUGAAUAAACCGUCCCUGCCGCCAUCCCUGUCCUGGUUCCUGUCCUAGUCGCGGUUCCGGUCCCGGUCCCGGCUGCCUCGGGGGUCCCGCGGGGCGGGCGGGCGGUGAAACACCCAGGAACACGCAGGGGGUGGGCUGUGCACCCCCGGGCGGCGCG
Molecule: messenger RNA, 1456 nt
Organism: Onychostruthus taczanowskii (white-rumped snowfinch)
Lineage: Eukaryota; Metazoa; Chordata; Aves; Passeriformes; Passeridae
Product: T-cell-interacting, activating receptor on myeloid cells protein 1-like
Exons: 5
Coding region: 525-1307 (260 amino acids)
Source: RefSeq, a predicted model, not a curated record